UAUAUUAUGAUGUAAUGCUCACGUGGGGCAGGACUCACCCAAACCGGAGCGGGGAAACAAUAAUUUUUCCAAAAACUAAAACCUCCGCUUUUUCCGCUCGCGAGUGUCCGCUUUCCGUUCCUCCUUCGCUUCCCCAUUUAUUUCCCCCCUUCCUCUCUACCCGAAGCUCCAUGGCGGAACCCCAACCGCCGGAGGCCCCCACCAACGGCGCCGCCACCAUCGCUGGCGAAACCUUCGUCCCGGGCUCCAAGCGGCAGCGUCGCCCCAGCGUCCGCCUCGGCGACAUAGGCGAGCAGCCCGCGGCCAUCACUUCCGAGCCCCACCUCCGCCGCGGCAAGCAGUGGAAGAUCUCCUCCUCCUUAGUCGGAGAUCAUCCCCGCCACCCCCUGCCGUCCAAGGACCCCUGGAAGCCCACCUCCAAGACCCGUCCCCUCACCAUCCUCGGCCCCGACGACCCCCGCGACGCCCCCGACCUUCCCCUGCCCUCCUCGUCCUCCGGCGCCGCCGGAGCCGCUGAGGACAGGGUCGUCCUCCCCGUCGACGAGAUCCCGGAGCCCGUCGCCGUCGCCGUCGCGAUCCGGCGGGGGAUCCGGGACGCCAAGGCUCGGCGGGCCGUCGCAAGGCGGGUGAGGUCGGCCUGGACUUCCAAGGUCGACGAGGGCACGGACGGCGCCGACAUGAAAUCGAGCGGCGGGGAGGACGCCGGAGAAGAAGGGUAUCGGGAGUUCGACGACCUCCGGGGGGGGGACUCCGAGUGCACGAGGGCGGCGGCGGGGGCUAGGGUUAGGGUUUCGGACAGCAGGGAUAUAGGUCCGGCCAGUGAUGCCGUGGAAGGGGAUUUGCCGUCGGAGACCGACGGUGGGGAUUGGGACAAUCAAAAUGGACGGUGCGGAUCGUACGAGGACGGCGAGGUCCGGUCGUGGCUGAACCGGCUGGGGCUGGGCCGGUAUGCGCCGGUGUUCGAGAUCCAUGAGGUGGAUGAUGAGGUGCUACCCUACCUGACCCUUGAAGAUCUGAAGGACAUGGGUAUCAAUGCGGUGGGGUCGAGAAGGAAGAUGUUCUGCGCCAUCCAAAAGCUGCAGAAGGGCUUCUUGUGAGAGUUCCUGUCAGGAAUGAUGUUGAAAGGGAAAAAGAAAGCAGUUUUGAAACUGGUGGCCAACAUGAGAAUUGCGAAUCUGAAAUGAUGGUUGAGAUAGCUGCCCUUGGUAGAUAACAUGGCAAGGGGCUGUUUUGAAUUGUAUUAGAAGUUACAACUAUGGUAUUUACUUGAUAUGUACGAUCGAUGUUGAUGGUAUGCUCAUCAAAAUGCCCUUCAGAGAGAAUCACAUGCAGGGAACUAUGCUUGUCCUGAUGCUGGUGGUUCUGUGCUUUUUCGGAUCAGUGGUAGUUGUAGCUGGGUCCUGCUCGCUUAUUGUUUGUGCCUUUCUAUUUUGGUCUAUAUGUCUCCGUUUUAUUUGCAUCUUUUAUUUGGAUCAUUGAGUUUGGCCUUUGCUGUUCUCCUCGUCUAUUUUGCGGACGCUGACAUCCAACUGGUGUUAUCUCAGUGCUGUACAGGGGAUGGAUCUUUGACGACACUUUUGUAGCUCUCCGUGUUCGAUCCUCAUCAUAUGUUCUUGAUGUAUAGUUGACCAUAACCUAAUUGCUGUUGAACAUCUGGCACAUGGCUUCUGUUCUUAAGCACAGCAGUUGUCAAAGUCUUAAUGUAAUCCAAAGCUGGUUUGCUGAUUUUGUUUUAUAAGAUGUGUGCUGCGUGCCGUGAUCGUGGUUA
Molecule: messenger RNA, 1768 nt
Organism: Phoenix dactylifera (date palm)
Lineage: Eukaryota; Viridiplantae; Streptophyta; Magnoliopsida; Arecales; Arecaceae
Source: RefSeq, a predicted model, not a curated record